Messenger RNA from Cyprinodon variegatus (sheepshead minnow), 6951 nucleotides. RefSeq names its product dispatched homolog 2 (Drosophila) (gene disp2). NCBI's taxonomy places the organism in Eukaryota, Metazoa, Chordata, Actinopteri, Cyprinodontiformes, Cyprinodontidae. The transcript is spliced from 11 exons. The record is from RefSeq and is a predicted model, not a curated record. The coding region runs from base 107 to 4660 and encodes 1517 amino acids.
CAGUCCUGCUCUGACCCUCGUGGAUGAUUACAGCUGCUUAACUAGGCGGUGUUAGGAUGGACACACACAGAUAAUUACCUUUAACAGGAACUAAAUCAGGAGGAAGAUGGAUGCUGACUCAAUAAUUGGAGAAAGUACAGAUGCGAUAGUGGUGGACGAUUCUCCCAUUGAAGAGAAGGAAAUUCAGCAGGCUGGCCAGAGUUGCAUCCCGGUGGUUUCUCUGUGCCCCCCUGAUGGCUCCGUUGAGGCCCAGCUGACAGUCAUCCCCUCUACAGAGGAGCUCUGUGACAGCUGCAGCAGCCUUGGCAGACCCUCCUCCUCCUUCCAGCUUUACCAUCAAGUCCCCCAGCGUCUCCACACUGGAUCCUGUCACUCGCAGCAGAACCCUAAAUGCCCCCACUGCAGCCGUCACAGUUCAUCCCAACCCCACUGCUGCCACAGCUGUCAUUCGAACACGGCUUGUCCUCAUGGUGACGGAGGAGUGGCGGGGAAAUCAGAGCACAGCUGUGGUUCUGCCCAUCAGGCGUCCUGUCAUGGGUCAGCAAGGUGUCACUGGCUGCACGGGUCAAACGAGAGCAGGGCCCAGACCAAACCCAAGCAGCGUCAUGUGGUGUCAGUAAGGUGGGUUAGAAAGGAAAGACCCAACAUGAGACUGGAGGACCUUUCUGAAAUCAAGACUAGGGAAAUGGGGGCUCACCUUGCAUCAGCUUUAAAAGCUGAUCCACGUGGGACUGGUGGUCUCUACUUCAUCGUUAGAAAGUAUUCCCGGCUGUUAGUGGACCACCCGUUGGUGGUGCUGCUGGGUUGUGCCGCACUGCUGCUGGGAUGCUCCUUGGCUGGACUGUUUAUUGGCUCUCUGCCAGACUUCUCUGAUCCACUUUUAGGUUUCCAGCCACGGGGAACGUAUCUUGGAGUUCGGCUGUCCAGCUUGUCCAAACUUCAGCAGGAAACGGGCCUGGGGAAAAGUCUGACUGCUUUACCACAGUCACUCAGCAAAAGGUCGGGCUUUGUCAGCAGAGAGAACAAUGACAGUCAGCUCGCUUCCAGAGGUCGUCUUAAAAGGAUGCUGGCUGCAGACUUUUCUCUGGACACCUUCCUCUGUGACUCUCCAGGCGAACGCUUCGCCCAGCUGGUGUUUCGAUCCGAAAACUCAGCCAGUCUCUGGAGCCUGAAGGCCAUCCACGCCAUGUGUGAGAUGGAGCAAUCCAGGAUUCGCUCCCAGGCUCAGUUCCAGGACCUCUGCCAGCAGCCUGAGGGAGUGGAGGCAGAGGGAACACCGAGACGCGGCUGCUGUCCAAGCUGGUCUUUGGGGAAUUACUUGGCGGUCCUCACCAAUGCCUCCAGCUGCCUCAGCCUUACCUCACUACAGGUUUCAGAUUCUUUGAACCUUCUGCGCAAAUGUGCUCCGUCCUACCACAGAGGAGAUCUGACCGAGGCCUGUUCAGAGAGACCCAAGCAAGGCGGCUGCUCCUCGGUUCCCUCCCGCUGUAAACAAUCCCGUGUGGUGUUCCAAAUCCUGCACUUCCUCGUUGACAAAGAUUUCCUCGGCCCUCAGACUGUUGAAUACCAAAUACCGACGCUGAAAUACAGCCUUCUGUUCUUACCUGUGCUGAAAGGAGAGCACAUGAUGGAGAUCUAUAUGAAUAGCCUUGAAGGAAGGGAUCUGACGUACAAAAACACAACCAUCACUGGGAUAGACUUUGGUAUCAAGAAGACGCUGUUCAGAUAUUACUUAGUGAAAGAUUCGGUGUUCCCAGUCCUUGCUAUCGUAUCCUUCUUGUUCACAAUGGUUUUAUAUCUCCAGUCCUUUUUCAUUGUAGCAUUAUCUGUCCUGGCAAUCACAGGCUCUCUCCUUACCUCGUAUUUCUUCUAUAAAGUAGUUUUUCGUCUGACUUUCUUCCCAGUUGUCAACCUGGCGGCAGCUCUGAUCCUCUUAGGAAGUUGCUCCAAUCAAGUUUUUAUCUUUACAGACUUUUGGAAUCUGCAACAAACACAAAACCCUUCAGCCUCUCUGGAGAAGAGAGUAAACAGAGCCCUACAGGAAAUAGGCUAUUUGAUCCUAGCUUCAGGCCUGACCUCCAGUUCAGCAUUUUUUUCCGGUUAUCUAAGCAGCAUCACAGCUAUUAGAUGUUUCUCUGUUUAUCUUGGGACUGCUUCUUUCAUCAGCUCUCUGCUGGCGUUAGUAUGGCUGCCCUGUUCUUUCAUCCUCCUAGAGCGCUCCAGGAAGGCCCCGGCUAUGCCUGCGGCGGUGCAAACAUGGAAGCCCUGCUGCUCCAACAAUCCAGGAGGCUUCUGGGAAACAAGUUCCCGUAAGAAAUGUAUCUUCAGCGUCGUGCAGAGGCUGAAGGAACUAAAACGAGGCAUUGCAGACACAUCAAACCUGCUGUUUCUGAAGAUCUUGCCCUGCGGAGUUGUAAAGUUUCGCUACAUCUGGGUGUGCUGGUUCGCAGUGCUUGCCACUGGCGGCACGUAUAUGUCCUGCGUUGACCCUGGCAUGACGUUACCCACACUCGACAGCUGGGUCACCCAGCUUUUCCGCUCCAGCCACCCUUUUGAGAGAUACGACGCAGAAUACCGUCACAUGUUUAUGUUUGAAAGGCAGCGGAAUGGAGAAGACAAACCUGUUACUGUCCUGCUGGUUUGGGGCAUCAAACCGACAGAUAAUGGGGAUCACUUUAACCCACAGAGCAAUGGCUCCCUGGUUUUUGACCCUGACUUUAACAUGAGCAGGCCUGAAGCUCAGAUCUGGCUUAGAGAUCUGUGUGUAAGAGUCCAGAAUCAAAGCUUUUACUCUGCUUAUUCACCAGAAAGCAAAGAUGUCACGACAGAUAAUAUCUGCCUGGUAGAGCAGCUGGUGCGCUGGGUAUCUCUCAGACGAUGCUCAGGAAGCAGCGAUGCCCUUCAUCUUUGCUGUAACAUCCCCUUUCCCUACCCUCCAAGCAUUUUUGAAAGCUGUCUGAAUAUCAUGCUGGCGGAGAAACAUGCAGAGGGCCACCAUCCAAGUGGUGGAGGGCUGUACUUUCAGCCGGGCGGGCGGGUCGCUGCCCUUGUUUUGACUUUCCAGACCACCCACCUCUAUAGCUUUAACUUUAGCAGAACCAGUGGUUUUUACAGGGAAAUAUUAACGUGGUUCAACAGAGAAAUAGCAGGAGCACCAAGAGGGCUGGAGAACGGCUGGUUCAUCAGCCAGCUGUCUCUCUUUGAUCUACAGCAGUCUCUAAGUUCAGAGACUCUGCUGGUUGCUGGCUUCUCAGUAGCUCUCACCUUUAUUCUGCUGCUCAUAACCACCUGGAAUAUUCCACUGAGUUUAUAUGCAACUGUUGCUGUUGGAGGGAGUGUGUUCGUCACCGUUGGCCUCCUCGUCCUUCUUGAGUGGCAGCUUAGUGGCGUCGAGGCUCUACUCAUAUCCUCGGCUGCAGGGUUGUCUGUUGACUUUGUUGUUAACUUUUCUGUGUCCUACAGCUUAGCUCCUCAUUCGGAUAAGAUAGGAAAAGUGGCACACUCCACUAAAAGGAUGGGAUGCCCUGUAGCAAUAGUUUCCGGAGCGUUUUUCUCCAUGGGUAUUGUCAUGUUACCUGCCACUGCCUUACAUUUAAGAAAAAUUGGGAUUUUCUUGUUCCUGGUGAAAUGUGUGGCAUGUGGAUUCGCAACCUUCUUUUUUCAGUCGCUUUGCUGCUUCUGCGGGCCACGGAGGAACUGUGGAAGGAUCACCCUGCCAUGCUUUUCAGAGGACACAGACGGCGUGCUGACCUCCUGCUCCGAGCCCGGUCCCUCGCCGGCCUCGGCUGCCAACGGUGCCUUUGCCAGAUCUAGAGAGAGGAGGAGUUAUGACAAAGAGGCAGGUGGUUACCUCUACCCUGACCACCAGCGUCAGCACAGACACAAACAGAGCGGAGGAGGAGCCGAUUUGCACAAGGGCGCAGAGCAGUACGAGCUGCAGCCUCUGGCUUACCGCCUCAGUGACAGCUUUGAGAACAGCACCUGCACCAGUAAGCUGUCCAACCGGCCCUCUGUGCUCUCAGAUGAAAUUGAGUUUUGUGGCAUAGAGGCGAGCAAGAAGGAUAUGGAAAAGGGCAGUGAGGAAAUGCGCAGUCAUCAGAUCUACCAAUCAGCUAUCCAAACAUCAUCUCCUUACAGAGAAAACACCCUUCGCCAAGCAGGCCUGGUGCAGGAUGAUGCGGCUACUGGAAAUCUACUGUGCAAAACCUGCAGGGGUCAAUCAGUUGGGGGGAAGCAGUGGAGCAAUACAUCUUACUCUUCAUCGUCAAGCAUUGAGGAAACCAUCAUUAGCCACACAAUGGAGACCAUUGACCAGCAGUCUUUGUGCAAAUAUAAAAAUCCCACAAAGGAGGGUCGCUAUCAGCACCUACAGUCUCAGAGCUCUUAUGAAGGACUGGACGACUCCUGCGAAACACAUCUGAGUGACAUUGAAGUGGGGUCUUCAACCCCCCAGCAGCCCGAUGGAGAGGAGGAGGUUCAGCUGCAGCCGGGACACCUCAACGGCAAGAGAGACACACUGAGGCUUUCACUGAAGGAAACGGUUUAUGAGACUAAAGACCGCAGCAGUCGGAGUGAAGAAGUGGUCAUCCUGCCCAACAGCAGACCGGACCUACCAGAUGUCUGGAUAAAGCGAGACGGACAGCGGGAGGAUGCAUGCUAAGAAAGUCGCUGCCGUAGCUCCUUAAGCUACAUCUCAGUCCAAGGUGCUUAAUUUGAAGACAUCUGGUCUUUUUCUUGUUUCCUAAAGGCAUUUCAUCUCCCAUUUCCUGUUCUGAUCAUGUGGUAGAAAUGUCCAACUUAUAAGACGCUGUUGGCAAAACCACUGAAACUGAACCUUAUAGGUAAAAUGAUUCCCCCACUCAUCCAAGGUUAGGAUUCAAUACUUCCUCUAUGUUUUAAGGACUAUUUUAAAGAAGCAAUUUGCUCCUUGCUAAUUUUGGAGAGAAAAGAUGGUUGCUUUGAGACAGGAGAGGAAGGAGAGGAGAGGGUGGCCUCAAGUACUUACAAAUCUAUUAACAAUUACGUGUUUAGUGUCACUGACUUUAACUUUAUAAACAGGAGCUUCUGGUUCAUGACUCAAACUAAUCGCCUUCAGGAAACAGGAGAAAAAAAUCUAUCUAUUAAUACAGUUUAAAUCUGUCGAGAAACUUUUUGCAAACACUGUGCAUUUGUUGCUCUUAAUUUAUAAAACUUAUAACUGUUUUUACAAAAUGAAUAGAAAAAAAACGUAAGCUGUUGGAUUUAUAUUACAUGAAUAAGGAAAUGGGCCAACUGUAAACAUGAAGAAAGACAUCAUGUUUUAUCUAAUGUAGGUUUAAGGUUGUCUCUGAGCACUGGACCUCGUAGAAAAUGCUCCAAUCAAAGCCUGACUUUAAACCAAGUAGAGUUGAAUAAAAAGGUACCAGUUUGCAUCGGUUGAAAUCAAUGCUGUUGCAUGUCAUUAUCACAAAAAUCUCCAAAUAACUGCAGCGGUUGCCUGCAGACUGUGUGCCUGAGGCUUUUGAACCUCAAAACCUAAAAAAGAAAUGGAUUUACAGACAUUAUGAGGAAACACCUGCAGCCUAUUUUAUUGGUUUUCUUAGCGGCAUUGUUUGUUUCUCAUUAUGUUCAUAAAAAACCAUGAAGGUAUUAAACAAAAUUAUAUUUAAAACCGAAAAGAUCUUAAAGUUUCAUCUUUAAGCAUCUUAUUUUUUUACAUAAUCAAAUAUGAAUCUACUUGAAUAUUGAAUUUUCGACUUUCUUGCAUAAUGAAAGCUCCUUACUCAUUUUAUUUGGUUUGUAUAGAUAACUUAGAGGGUGGUUAAAUGUCAAAGGGAAUGUAUAGUAUCCUGAGCUGUACAUUUAGAGUGUAUUUACUGCUGAAAACUGUGCAUCAUUGCCAAUUCUAGUAUUAAAGUUUUUUUUUUUUUUUUUUUUUUAUCAUCCAUGGGGUUUGGUUCCGUUGGAUCCAAGCGUGAGCCAAGUUUUCUCUGGCUGUAUGGCACAUCAAGGAGCAGCGUUACCCCUUCCCCCACCUGUUGCUGCUCACUGUUGGUCAGCUGGCUGAAAACUAUAUUUACCUUGCUUAUAAGGAAGACAAAUAGAGCUGUCUAAGUGUAAUAUUCUUACAAAGAAAUAAUAUUUGUGAAAAAUCAGCAUGUUUGUUAAGCAGCUGACUGUAACCUUGACCGGAGCAGACAGACUUAUUGACAAUAUUGGUUUAUUAUUCUUCCAGUAUUACUUCAUAAAAAGCAAUAAUACUGAUAUACUAUUCAUAAAAAACUACAUGAUACUUUCCUUUGUCAAAUAAGCUAUUUAUUUUAUAUCUUAAAAUAAUUAAAUAACGACUCCUCAUUUGUACGUUUUAUAAGAAACUGCCAUUUUUACUUAAAGUUAUAAUAAAAGCCAUUUGUUAGUACAGAAGUAAACAGUCCAAUGCAAACAAAGCUGGAGUAAUAGAUAGAAGAGGUGCUUGAUGAUAGAAAGUCGAUGUUGGUCUUGGAGGUGGCUGAUUCUUUGUUGCAUAUUUAUGGGCUGUUUUAUGUUUUAUGUUGUAUUUAUUUUCCUAAUGGUAGUUUACAUGGAGAGAUUUUACAUUUGCAAACACUGAAGUGCUUUUGUUUUUUGUUUUGUUCAAUGUAAAUUAAGCCGAUGCUGUCAGGUAGCUGAUGCUGAACCAGAUGACCGAAGGUGGGAUUUCUGUUGGAGAAAACAAGCUCAGCGGAUCAAACCUCUGAGUUUCUAAGCAAUAGUUCACUGGAAAACAACAGGGUAUCUAAAUAUCAAAUGAGAGUCAAUGAGAAAUUAUUAUAUAAAAAAACAACGAUUUAAUAUUAGAAGAAAGUUGUAUUUAGAUUGAUUAUUGAUGAACGAUCGUCACUUUAAUUGUGCAGUGUUUUCGGAUGAGUACCAGUGUAUCACUCUGUGUUCUCAGAUGUUUAUUGUUUGCCUACGAUGUGUCAGUGUCAAAAA